Molecule: messenger RNA, 1538 nt
Organism: Oncorhynchus kisutch (coho salmon)
Lineage: Eukaryota; Metazoa; Chordata; Actinopteri; Salmoniformes; Salmonidae
Product: zinc finger and SCAN domain-containing protein 2
Exons: 2
Coding region: 88-1197 (369 amino acids)
Biological process (GO): regulation of transcription by RNA polymerase II
Cellular component (GO): PcG protein complex; chromatin; transcription regulator complex
Molecular function (GO): RNA polymerase II cis-regulatory region sequence-specific DNA binding; DNA-binding transcription factor activity, RNA polymerase II-specific
Source: RefSeq, a predicted model, not a curated record
CGGAAGUACUUGGUUAUUCUUGACUUCUUCACAGCGAUCUAGCUAUCUACGUGUAUUUCGGGAAUAUUUCUUGCCCCCUAUCGUCCAAUGAUGACUAAAUUACAAUAUCUGAAUGUGUAUCUAACUGAGCGUUUGAUGCAAGCUGCGGAGGAGAUACUUGGAGUGGUCGGAGACACGAUCUCCGAGUACCAGGAAGAAAUAGUCCGGACGAAGAGAGAAAACCAAUACCUGAAACGACACUUGAUCACACCGGUCUUCCCUGCUCCUCAGCCCAUUCUCUCUUGGGUCUUGGAGCAGCAAACUCCCCCUGAGCAACAGUACUGUGAGCAGGAGUGGAGCCCCAGUCUGGGGCAGAGGGACCCAGAGCCCACACAGAUUAAAGAGGAACAGGGUGAACUCAGGACCCGUCAGGAGGUAGAGCAGAUUCAAGGGCCGGAGGCUGAUACCAAAGAAGACUCCAUAACCAUUCCUCCCUGUGUGAAAAGUGACUGUGAUCAGGAGCCACCUCAGCCCACACAUCUUCUCCAAACUGUGGAGAACAGAGAGAAGUACUCUCUACUGACCAACACAACUGGACAGAUCAAAACAGAACCUGAUGGAGAGGGCUAUGUAGUAUCACUAUCGGAACCAACCAGUGACUCCCCUCGGUCUCAGCCCCUCUCUGCAGUAAAUCCAGAUUGUUCUAGAACACAGAUUGAGAACACUGAAAGUGUUCAGAGAGAUCCAGAAAGGAGACCAGAGGAGGACACACAGACACACUCAUGUACUCAGUGUGGAGCCGUGUUCUGUGAGCUAUCCCAACUGGAGGCACACAUGCUAUCCCACACAGUACCACACCAUGGUGACACUAGUCACAGGCAAAUCCUCUGCACAGUCUGUUGGAAGUCAUUCACCUCUACCAGUUACCUCAAGGUCCACCUGCGUUCUCACACUAAUGAGAAGCCCUUCCACUGUGGUGUGUGUGGCAAGAGUUUCAGCUACUCAGGGAGGUUCAGGGAGCACCAACGCAUUCACACGGGAGAGAGACCGUACCGCUGCCACGUGUGUGGUAAACGCUUCAACCGGUCUGCCCAUCUGAAGACCCACCUGAGGGUCCACACAGGGGAGAAACCCUACUCCUGUCCUGUCUGUGGGAAAGGAUUCAGUCAGUCCAGCCAGAUCAAGGGACACCUCAGAACUCACACCCGAGGAAGGUAGAAGAUUCCUUAGAGUGAGGGGAUAGACAGAGCCUUCUGUUCUCAAAGUGCCUCCCUUCUCUUCACUUCUACAUAUAAUUGUAACACUAGAGGACUAUAGAAUGUGUAAUGUUUUGCAGACUGAGGCACCUCAUGACUGCAUUGAUUUGAGAGAGUUGCUUAAUAACAUGGUAUGAAAAGAGUUGACCCUUAUGUAUCACUAGGUUACACUAACUAUUUUAGAGAGAAAUAUAAUGUUAAUUUUGGUUAGAUUUAAAUAUAUAUAUAUAUAUAUAUAUAUCUUAAUUUUCAAUAGAAGUGGGUUGGUCUCCUUGCAAAUAAACUAACUGUCAUAUUAAUUAA